AUAUGUAUAUUCACCGCAAACAAAAAAGGCAAGGGAGAGAGAUUCGGUGGAGAAAUUGUAUUUGGGCCCGAUUCGAAGAUUCGAGGAAGGAGGGGAGCUCUGGAUUCAAUAUCUUCCCGUCGUUGGCGACGGAGAUUAUGCCCUUUGGCUCUGAGGUUACAUCAGACUUUACUUUAGGUGGAAAUUUAGCUUCUACGAUAUGGAGCAAGUUUGCUUCUGGUCAAGCUGCUACCUGUUUCGGGUUUUCUUGUUCCAAGAAGUGCUCGACUGGCGGUUUCUUGUCCGUGCAGAUUUCCUUACGGCUUCUUUUGUCAACUGCACUUAGUGUUCAGGCCCUCUUUUACAAUCUUUAGGGAAGGCGUGAUGCGAAUUUCUGAGACAGGGCUGAAGUCUACCAGUUAUCCUUCCAUUGCAUAGUCCUAGCCCUUAUACCUACUCCUACAAACAAAAUUUGUUAGUCCAUCUUCCAAAAUCUAGCUCUUAUGGCUACUGGAUAGAGAAGGAUAAUAUCCCUUUCUUGUUCGAUCUGCUCUGUUCUAUAUAGCAUUAUAGCAUAGAUGCAUUACCUUUUUCUUGAGUCUGUGAACCCUGAGUGAGAACUGUCAUGAGCAUAUGGUUCCUCCUGUUGGCCAGUGCAUUCCUUCUUGUUGGUUGAUUUGAGUCUACCAGUUCUCAGUAUGCUUCGUUCUCUUCUCUUGCCAUCCCUCUUUUGCUUUGGUGACCAACCCAUGGAUUUGCAAGUUAAUAAGGGUCUGUCUACCCAGCUGGAGAGUCAUUGAUUUGCUACUUAAGUAUCCAGCUCUUGCUACAAACGAUUGGAAGAUUAAUGUUACAUAUAUCUUUCGGAAGUUCUAUUACAUACAUAAAAUAAAGGAACUACUUUGCGUAACGGAGGAAAGCCAUGGAGAGGUACAAGUUAAUCAAAGAAGUUGGUGAUGGUACUUUCGGGAGUGUUUGGCGAGCUAUCAAUAAGCAGACGGGAGAAGUUGUUGCAAUAAAAAAGAUGAAAAAGAAGUAUUACUCAUGGGAAGAAUGUAUAAGUCUGAGAGAAGUGAAGUCACUUAGGAGAAUGAAUCAUCCGAACAUUGUGAAGCUGAAGGAAGUCAUCCGGGAAAAUGAUAUCCUAUACUUUGUUUUUGAGUACAUGGAGUGCAAUCUGUACCAGCUUCUGAAGGAUCGGCAAAAGCUUUUUGCAGAAGCUGGAAUUAAAAAUUGGUGCUUUCAAGUUUUUCAAGGCCUUUCAUACAUGCAUCAGCGUGGAUACUUCCACCGUGACCUUAAGCCAGAAAACCUUCUUGUCUCCAAAGACGUCAUUAAGAUUGCCGAUUUUGGUCUAGCCCGGGAAGUUAAUUCAAACCCACCCUUUACGGAGUAUGUCUCCACACGCUGGUACAGGGCGCCUGAAGUGCUGCUGCAGUCAUAUGUGUACACUUCAAAAGUUGAUAUGUGGGCAAUGGGUGCUAUUAUGGCUGAGUUGUUCACUCUGCGCCCUCUCUUUCCUGGAGCUAGUGAAGCAGAUGAAAUCUACAAAAUUUGCAAUGUCAUUGGCAGCCCAACUGAGGUGACAUGGUCCGAGGGGCUUAAUCUUGCUAGGGCUAUCAAUUACCAAUUCCCUCAGCUUCCUGGUGUACCACUUUCAAGUUUGAUACCGUCUGCAAGUGGAGAUGCAGUUAACCUUAUUGAGCGCCUUUGCUCAUGGGAUCCUUGCAAAAGACCAACUGCUGCGGAGGCCCUGCAGCACCCGUUCUUCCAGAGUUGUUUAUAUGUUCCCCCAUCUCUCCGACUGAAGCCGUCUGCUGCUAGAACUCCACCUGUUGGGCCGAGGGGAUCAUUCGAGCAAAGUUCCACGAAGAGAUUUCCGGUGGCUCUCACAAAUCCUAAGCCAGUUAAUAGCUAUGUUACUCCUAAGGUGAAUGCUCCUUUCAGCACUGGCAUCCAACGGAAGCUGGAUAUGGCUAAUCAGUUCUCGAAGGAUGCAACAACGAAGAACAACAAACCCAUGAAGAGCUCUUCUGCCAGAGAUGCCAAAUACAGACCACCUGGAAGGAAGACUCCUCCAGCAUCUUUGAACAAGAGUAGGGGCACACGAGGAGUAUCAGAGACAGCGGACAAACUGGCGAGCACCACCAUUGGAGCUGCUGCUUCUGCACGGAGGCAUACAAUAACGACGGUGAGGGCGCCGCCGAUGAAGGCAGGUUGGAUGGGUGAGUCAACCAAGGAUAUGUUCUUGCGGCCGAAUCAGCCUCCCUCCAAUGCUUACACUCGUAAAGUUGCCGGUUGAUCUCCUCCCCCCCUAACUGGUAUAUGAACCCCCCCACCACCACAAAAAAAAAAAUAAAAAAAAAUGGAGACAUCAUUACCGUAAUGUCAGCGGUGUUUUGUCGUUUGUCUUUACUUUCACGGCUCUCUCUCGUCGAUGCUGAGUGUCGUUUCUCGUUUGUUGUUGUGAGGUUCGGUCUUGUUAUAUGACGUAAACGUUGGAGUUUGGGUUUUGCAAUAAAAAGUUUCUUUCUUGUAA
Molecule: messenger RNA, 2518 nt
Organism: Tarenaya hassleriana
Lineage: Eukaryota; Viridiplantae; Streptophyta; Magnoliopsida; Brassicales; Cleomaceae
Product: cyclin-dependent kinase F-4
Exons: 17
Coding region: 902-2281 (459 amino acids)
Biological process (GO): protein phosphorylation; intracellular signal transduction
Cellular component (GO): cytoplasm; nucleus
Molecular function (GO): ATP binding; protein serine/threonine kinase activity
Source: RefSeq, a predicted model, not a curated record